This is a messenger RNA of Exophiala bonariae, 630 nucleotides long. RefSeq lists its product as uncharacterized. The record is from RefSeq and is a predicted model, not a curated record. Lineage: Eukaryota; Fungi; Ascomycota; Eurotiomycetes; Chaetothyriales; Herpotrichiellaceae. The transcript has a single exon. The coding region runs from base 1 to 630 and encodes 209 amino acids.
AUGCUUGAGGCCGAGGAUCUGGGUGACGUUGAGGUUGAUCCUGUGGUUGUCGUGGAUGGAGCUGAUGUUGAUGUUGAUGUUGCUGAAGUAUUUGAUCCCGUGGUAGUACUGCUCGUGGAGGACUUCAGUCCGCUGGUGGUGCCCGUGGUUAUUGUCGAUGAUGGGGGAAAUGUGGAUGGUAUGGAUGUUGGAGUACUGCUCAUAAUCAACGCCCUCGAAGUCGUCAACGAACUUGUCGCGCCAGUGAAAGUUGGUGUACUACUGCCUCCGAUGCUUGCAGCUGCGCUUGCAGAUGAACUCGGUUUUGACGAGGUGGUCGAAGUGGUCGGUAGAGUUGAAGUUGACAAAGACACGGAACUGGAUCUUGAACUUGAACUUGCUGUCAUCGAGCUUGAAGCGCCUGAUGAUGAGCUGAAGGUGCUAGCCGAUCUCGUGGAUGUUGACGAUGUGGCUGAAACAAUAUUGGAGCUGGUAGUACUGGAAAAUGUAGCUGUGGACGUUGAUGUCGAGAUUGUGACCGUCGAAGUACUGACGCCCCUGCUCGAGGUUGUGGAUGAAGCUAACCCAGAGUUCAUGCUCGUUGAUGAUGCUUGCGUUGUGGCUGUGGAUGUGCUAACGGAUGAGAAUUGA